GAGGCGAAGGGCAGAGUGGAGAUGGGCAGCAGACCGUGCAGCCAUCGUCAGUCGCUGGAAUUGGCUCCAAGCCCACGUCUCGGACCUGGAAUACCGAAUCCGGCAGCAAACGGACAUUUACAAGCAGAUCAGAGCCAACAAGGGGCUGAUAGUUCUUGGUGAAGCAUCACCCCCUGAUCCUGCAGGAGAUGAUGCGUCCCGUCCCGUUAGUGCUGAAGUUAAGCUGGAGCCUGGGGCUGACCGGCUGAGCGUUUCUGGAUCCCAGCCACUAGACAACUCGGGUAUUUCUGCCGCAAAUGCUCCGGAAUCCCACCCUGCCAAGCCCUGUGGAGCACCAAGACCCGUCAAUGGAGUUAUUAACACUCUUCAGCCCGGCCUGGCAGAACAUUCUCAGGGAGAUGGCCAGGAAGCUGAGGAGCUCUUGCAUAAAAAGCAACGACUGAACAUGGUUUCUUCAUCUUCGGAUGGAACGUGUGUAGCAGCUCGCACCCGCCCGGUGCUGAGCUGUAAGAAACGACGUCUUGUUCGACCUAGCAGCAUUAUGCCCCUUUCCAAAAAGGUCCAUCGUAACAGCCUGGCGCGAUGUAGCUGUGACGUGAACCCUUCGUGCGCUCUCUGCGGCACCCGGAGCUCCACGACUCUGGAAAUCCAGUACGACGCCCCUUUGCUGGAGCGCCUCUCCCAGCUGGACUCGUGUGUCCAUCCUGUCCUGUCGUUCCCAGAUGACGUGCCGACGAGCCUGCACUUCCAGAGCAUGUUGAAAUCUCAGUGGCAGAACAAACCCUACGAGAAAGUCAAACCUCCCAAAAAGCUCUCGCUGAAGCACAGAGCCCCCAUGUCUACCACGCCUGGGGUUGUACCUGACAGCCGUAGAGGUGAAAACUGGCGUUUCAUAGCUCUUUCUCUGUUCCCCUCCUCAGAGCGCUCACAUCAAAAAAUCCAACCAGACAAGGCACACAGGCCGCCUUUAGACGAUUUUACGGCCGUGUCCAAGGCCGAGAGAGCGCCAGAGCGCUCACUUGUCCAGCCUCCUGCCUAUGACAAAAAGCGAUUACGAGACUGCUCGUCUGAGAGGAGUGAAGUGUUGAAGCAUCACGCGGAUGUUGGUGGCCCGAGCUACUUGACGGCGGCCGCGACUCCUGCACCUCACAGCCCCAUAGCGCGCCAACUGUCCACCUCCUCGGAAGGCUCCGCUCCGGCCAGCACCAGCUCACAGGGCACCUCUGGCACAGCUCAGCCAAGGAGGAGGAGAGGCGAAAGUUCCUUCGAUAUUAACAACAUUGUCAUCCCGAUGUCCGUCGCUGCAACGACUCGUGUGGAGAAGCUGCAGUACAAGGAGAUCCUCACACCCAGCUGGCGUGAAGUGGAUAUCAGCGCGCUGAAAACGAACCCGGAUGAAGACAACGAGGAGAUCGAGGAUUUGUCUGACUCCGCCUUCACUGCUCGGCACGGCAAGUGUGAGGAGAGGGAGCGGGCCCGGUGGCUCUGGAGCACGAGCGUGCCCCCGCAGCGGCGGGGCAGCAGGUAACACCGGCGCUCGGGUGCAGAGAGGACACC
Messenger RNA from Apaloderma vittatum (bar-tailed trogon), 1557 nucleotides. Its product is annotated as KAT8 regulatory NSL complex subunit 1-like. The transcript has 12 exons. Gene Ontology annotation, molecular function: histone acetyltransferase binding. The annotation marks the transcript as partial. Lineage: Eukaryota; Metazoa; Chordata; Aves; Trogoniformes; Trogonidae. The record is from RefSeq and is a predicted model, not a curated record. Gene Ontology annotation, cellular component: NSL complex.